GCUGAUUAGCUGAACGGCUUCCUCAGCCAGGCCGGGUCUCGGCGGGUCUCGGCGUUGCGUCACCUUUGGUCGCCUGACGGCAACGUGCACGCGCUCCUUCCCUGGAGGGACAGCCAGGAGACGUCAGUGCCCUGUGGUUACUGGAUGCCAUAGUGCAAGUACAGUUUUCCAGUGGAUGUGAGGAGCCAGAGCAAGCCUGUGAUCUACACAUGGAGGCUGUUUCUCUUCCAUACACCAAAAUGGUUCAAGUUCCAGAAAACAUUGAUUUCCCUGCCGAAGAAGAGAAAAUCUUGAAGUUCUGGUCUGAAUUUAAUUGUUUUCAAGAAUGCUUAAAGCAGUCAAAACAUAGGCCAAAGUUUACUUUCUAUGAUGGGCCUCCUUUUGCAACUGGACUGCCUCAUUAUGGACAUAUACUUGCAGGGACAAUUAAAGAUAUAGUUACCAGAUAUGCUCACCAGAGUGGAUUUCAUGUUGACAGAAGAUUUGGAUGGGAUUGUCAUGGCUUACCUGUGGAAUAUGAAAUUGAUAAGCUACUGGGAAUCAGAGGACCAGAGGAUGUAGCCAAAAUGGGAAUUAUGGAAUAUAACAAUCAGUGCCGAACCAUUGUGAUGAGAUAUUCUACCGAGUGGAAGUCUACUGUUACCAGACUUGGCCGAUGGAUUGACUUUGACAAUGACUAUAAAACUCUGUAUCCAGAAUUCAUGGAAUCUGUCUGGUGGGUCUUCAAACAACUCUAUGAUAAAGGCCUUGUUUAUAGAGGUAUGAAAGUGAUGCCCUUUUCUACUGCAUGCAACACUCCACUUUCCAACUUCGAAUCUCACCAGAAUUACAAGGAUGUUCAAGACCCUUCAAUAUUUGUAACCUUCCCUUUGGAGGAAGAUGAAAAUGUAUCUUUGGUUGCUUGGACAAGUACUCCCUGGACUCUCCCUAGCAACCUUGCCCUCUGUGUUAAUCCAGAUUCGCAGUAUGUAAAGAUUAAAGAUGUUGUCAGAGGAAAAUCACUCAUUUUAAUGGAAGCCAGAUUACCAGCCCUCUUUAGAUUGGAGAGUGACUAUGAGAUCCUGGAAAGGUUUCCUGGUGCCUAUCUCAAGGGCAAGAAAUACAGGCCACUGUUUGAUUAUUUUGUAAAGUGUAAAGAGAAUGGUGCUUUUACUGUGCUUGUUGACAGCUACGUGAGGGAGGAAGAAGGCACUGGGGUUGUACAUCAAGCUCCUUACUUUGGCGCAGAUGAUUAUCGGGUCUGUAUGGACUUCAACAUCAUUCAGAAAGAUUCUGUCCCUGUUUGCCCUGUGGAUGCUUCAGGCUGUUUCACAGCAGAAGUGACAGAUUUUGUGGGACAAUAUGUGAAGGAUGCUGACAAAAAUAUCAUCAGGACCCUGAAGGAACAAGGCCGACUUCUUGUUGCCAGCACCUUCACUCAUAGCUAUCCUUUCUGUUGGAGGUCGGACACUCCUCUCAUUUACAAAGCAGUGCCCAGCUGGUUUGUGCGGGUUGAACACAUGGUAGACCAGCUGCUGAAGAACAAUGAUUUGUGUUACUGGGUCCCAGAGUUUGUGCGAGAAAAGCGAUUUGGGAAUUGGCUGAGAGAUGCACGUGACUGGGCAAUUUCCAGAAACAGAUACUGGGGCACCCCUAUCCCACUGUGGGUCAGUGAGGACUUCGAGGAGAUAGUAUGCAUUGGAUCAAUUGCGGAACUUGAAGAACUGUCAAGAGCAAAGAUCUCAGAUCUCCACAGAGAGAGUAUUGACCAUCUGACCAUUCCUUCACGCUGUGGGAAGGGAUUGCUGCGCCGCAUCUCUGAAGUGUUUGACUGUUGGUUUGAGAGUGGCAGCAUGCCCUAUGCUCAAGUUCAUUAUCCAUUUGAAAACAAGAAGGAGUUUGAAGAUGCAUUUCCUGCAGACUUCAUUGCCGAAGGCAUUGACCAAACCAGAGGAUGGUUUUACACUCUUCUGGUGCUGGCCACAGCUCUCUUUGGACAGCCGCCCUUCAGGAAUGUGAUUGCGAAUGGACUCAUUCUUGCAAGUGAUGGCCAAAAAAUGAGCAAACGAAAAAAGAAUUAUCCAGAUCCACUUUCAAUCAUCCAUAAAUAUGGUGCUGAUGCCCUCAGAUUGUAUCUGAUUAACUCCCCUGUGGUAAGAGCAGAAAACCUCCGCUUUAAAGAGGAAGGUGUGCGUGAUGUCCUGAAAGAUGUGCUACUCCCUUGGUACAAUGCCUAUCGCUUCUUCAUCCAGAACAUCCUAAGACUGCAGAAGGAGGAGAAAAUGGAAUUCCUCUACAAUGAGAACAUGGUUAAAAAAAGUGCCAACAUCACAGACCGAUGGGUCCUGUCCUUCAUGCAGUCACUCAUUGCAUUCUUUGAGACCGAAAUGGCAGCCUAUAGGCUCUAUACUGUGGUGCCUCGCCUGGUCAAGUUUGUCGAUAUUCUCACCAAUUGGUAUGUCAGAAUGAACCGCCGAAGAUUAAAGGGUGAAAAUGGGACAGAGGAUUGUGUUAUGGCCCUGGAGACCUUGUUUAGUGUUUUAUUUUCUCUGUGCAGACUUAUGGCCCCCUAUACACCUUUUCUUACUGAAUUGAUGUACCAGAAUCUUAAGAUGCUGAUUGACCCCGUUUCUGUCCAGGACAAGGAUACAUGCAGCAUCCACUACCUCAUGCUGCCCCGUGUUCGAGAGGAACUGAUUGACAAGAAAAUCGAGAGUGCAGUCUCUAGAAUGCAGUCUGUCAUUGAACUUGGGCGAGUGAUUCGAGACCGCAAAACUAUUCCAAUAAAGUAUCCUUUGAAAGAAAUUGUGGUUAUACAUCAUGAUCUGGAAGCUCUUAAUGAUAUCAGGUCUUUGGAGAAGUAUAUCAUUGAGGAAUUGAAUGUUCGAAAAGUUACACUGUCUACAGAUAAAAAAAAGUAUGGUGUUCGCCUAAGGGCAGAGCCAGAUCACCUGAUCCUAGGGAAGCGUCUGAAGGGAGCCUUCAAGGUGGUGAUGACAUCCAUCAAGCAGCUGAGCAGUGAGGAGCUGGAGCAGUUCCAGAAGAGUGGGACCAUUGUUGUGGGAGGUCAUGAAUUACAUGAAGAAGAUAUUCGCCUCAUGUACACCUUUGAUCAGGCAACAAGUGGAACAGCACAGUUCGAAGCACACUCGGAUGCUCAGGCUUUGGUUCUCUUAGAUGUCACCCCUGACCAGUCAUUGAUAGAUGAAGGAGUGGCUCGGGAAGUCAUCAAUCGCAUCCAGAAACUUCGCAAAAAGUGCAAUCUGGUUACAACUGAUGAAAUAACAGUCUAUUACACAGCACAGUCUGAAGAAAAAUAUCUGAGUACCAUUAUUGAAAGCCACAUGGAGUUCAUAUUUGCCACCAUAAAGGCUCCCUUGAAACCAUAUCCAGUACCUACAUCAGAUCAAAUUCUUAUUCAAGAAAAAAUUCAGUUAAAGGGGUCUGACCUGGAAAUUACACUUACCAGAGGAUCAUCCAAGCCUAGCCCUGCUUGUGCAUAUGUCAACCUUUUCAUUUGUGGAAAUGGCAGUGAGCAAGGUGGAGUAUUGCUUCUGGAAAAUCCAAAAGGCGAUAAUAGGUUAGACCUUUUAAAGCUGAAGAGUGCUGUUAAUAGCAUUUUUGGUGUGAAAAAUACAGAGCUGGCUGUCUUCCAUGGUGAAACAGAAAUACAAAAUCAAACCAACCUACUGAAUCUUAGUGGGAAAACACUAUGUGUGACCGCAGGAUCAGCUCCCUCUCUGAUUGACAGUCCUAGUACUCUUCCCUGUCAGUAUAUCAACCUACAACUCCUGAACACACACCCACAAGAGUGUUUACUGGGAACAGUGGGUACUCUCCUGCUUGAAAACCCAUUCGGACAGAAUGGACUCACCUAUGAAGGUCUUCUGUAUGAAGCAGCCAAGGUGUUUGGCCUUCGCAACAAGAAGUUAAAGUUAUUUCAGGAUGAGACUCAAAUGAAUGAAAUUACAGAAAAAAUCCCCAUGAAGACUUUGAACAUGAAGACUGUGUAUGUUUCUGUAUUUCCCACAUCAUCUGACUUCUAACAUUUUAUUAUCAAUGAGGUUCAGUUAACCUUUCCCUGGCAUGUAUCUGUCCCUACACACAUACACACACAUAUAUACAUGUAAACAGCUGUAUAUUGAAGAUAUUUCUUUCAGGUACAUGGGUAUAAUAUGCUGCUUUUGGCCUAAAUUAGAAGUGGGAUUGAUCCAUCAUGUAGCCUGAGACCUAUACAGUUGUGUUGGGAGAAGGUUACAAUGUUACCUCAGCACUAGAGUUUAUUUCUAUACUUGAAUUCUUAAUUAUAUUAUAGAGGGUAGAAGUGAUUAAAAUGGCAUAAUGUAUGUUAUUCUGUGGUCUUUAAAGCUGUUGAAAGAAUGAAUAAAUAUCUGUAUUUUCCUGGGGAAUUUCAUGGAAUAUUUUGUUCCACUAAAACAACAACAAAAAACAUCUUUCUCUCAAAUGAUAAAUGGGUUAAAAGUAAUUUAUUCUCCCAUACUUUAAUGAAACUUGAAACUUAUUGUCUUCAAAGAACACAAAAACUUAAUAGUGACUUCUAUAUUAAAACAGUGGACUGAACAUCUUAUUUUACUUCUGCCCAAAAUCCUGUGUGUAACAGAAGCAGCAACCAAGACAAAAUUAGAUGUGCAAGAUUUAUUGGGGGAAACAUACAUGAAAAAUAAAGGGGAAAGGGAGCAAGCAUAGGUAGAGGGAACCUUCAAACUGCAAUUUAGGUCUGGCACCUGUGAAAAGUUAAGAGGGAAAAAGAAAAUUAAUUAGAAAAAGCCAAGACUGCUGUGCAACUCUCAGAAAAUCUUGAUCAGGCCAGUCAAAGUCCCCAGGCAAGGAUCCAAAAAUAAAAUAAAGAGUUUAGAGUUUGGUAGAAAUAA
This is a messenger RNA of Phyllostomus discolor (pale spear-nosed bat), 4871 nucleotides long. It is a transcript of the gene IARS1, whose product is annotated as isoleucyl-tRNA synthetase 1. The coding region runs from base 210 to 4025 and encodes 1271 amino acids. Gene Ontology annotation, biological process: isoleucyl-tRNA aminoacylation. NCBI's taxonomy places the organism in Eukaryota, Metazoa, Chordata, Mammalia, Chiroptera, Phyllostomidae. The transcript has 35 exons. Gene Ontology annotation, molecular function: tRNA binding; aminoacyl-tRNA deacylase activity; isoleucine-tRNA ligase activity. The record is from RefSeq and is a predicted model, not a curated record.